Messenger RNA from Porites lobata, 8792 nucleotides. Lineage: Eukaryota; Metazoa; Cnidaria; Anthozoa; Scleractinia; Poritidae. The record is from the annotation of a GenBank genome assembly.
AUGGCAAAGAGUUGCUACGAAAAAGUCACCAAAACUGCCCAGGAGGAAAACUUCAGCUUCUUUUCUGUUCUUUUCUUUCAAUGGAUGAGCAUUAUAUUGAAGACGGGAAAUGAACGAGCUAUCGAAAAAGAUGAUCUUUUGCCUCUCAAAGAAGAAAACACUACCUCCUUUCUGUCCGAAAAGCUUCAGUCAAGUUGGAAUCAGGAAACAGACUCCGGCAAAAGAUAUUGUAAAGGACCUAAACUGUGGAAAAGUGUGUUGAAGAUGAUUUCAGUUAAAGAGGCCAUCAUUAUCACUUUAACUGGCAGUCUACGUACAUUUUCUAAUAUUCUCCAACCACUGCUUCUGGGAUAUCUCCUGGAAUCUCUAAGGAAUGCUGAACAAAAGCAUAAUUAUUUUGUGUAUAUCUGCGCAUUGGGAAUUGGAAUAAAUGAAUUGUUCGCUGCUCUCAAUGUUCACCAUUUUUCUUUCCAAUGUGAGAUGCUUGGUAUCAAAAUCAGUGGUGCCCUUAAAGGAUUAGUCUACAACAAGGUAAGUACAACAUCAACGUUACGUUAUGUUAAUCGGUUGCGAGCGCAAUACGUGAUUUCAAAGAGCAAUGUCUCUUCUUUUGUAAAUGAUCAGUGUUCAGUGCAUCUAUGUGUAAUAAAACAAUGCUUACCUCGACCUAGAUUAUUCUGGAUAUCACAAAACGCUCAUCAAAUAAAUGUUUAUUAUUUUCCCCUGUGUAUACUCCGUUAUGUAACAGGCGAUUACAGAAACUGCUGAUUUUUAGUGCUAGGGCGUAACUAAAAGUAAGCUCGGAGAAUUGCGCACAUGCGGACCUUAAACUUCGAAGAAGUGAAAAAAGAAACACGCGCACAACAGAAAACACGGCAAAGAAGUAAACAGUAGAGAGAUAAAACAGUGUAGUGGAUAAGAGUCUCCUAAGAAGACAGCAAACUGUUAAAGGAACAAGAAAAUCGUACACUGAAAAAAACUGAAAGCAACUGAACUCAAGUUUUCAAUUGUUUUUUCGAAGAUUUAAUACACUUACUUUCCCUUUUUAUUUCAUUUCCAAAAUGAAAUCUUAAAUCUUAAUUACCAGACUCAGUGAGGCUUUCGCGAACAUUCGCUUGAACAUUUAAUACCAAACAAAUUAAUGACAACCAAGAAAGUUCGAAAGUUGCUUCAAGCCCCGUUAAAGGGAAUCAGUGAAAGAUAAAGAAAUAUAAGGUACUUGAUUAUCUUUAUUUGGGUUUCUUGCGGGCUCAAGCUUACCCAAUUUUAAAUGACGAUCAGAAUUUUUACAGACCCCCUUUUUUCUCUGCCCUCUUCUUUCUCUUCAAAGUUCGUCGAGCGCGCAUGAUAAAAAAGCAAACACCGCGGGAGAUUCGGUAUAUUUGCUUGGAAACGAGGUUGAUUGAUGACAUAUUUGCCUGGACAGGAGGCUGUUUGGGCAAUGUUGAACGAAAAUGAAAAAAGCGUUCACACGAAAUAGCUGAAUUUCUGACCAAAACUGAGCGGAAGAAAUGCAAGAAUAGGCAAAAAUAUUGCUCGUUGGAUCAGUGUUACUUGCAAGAAAAAAGAUCUGUUUAUAUCUAGCCCGCGUAACAGGCGUUCGAAACGGAAGGGGAAGGUAACUAGUCUGGCUCGAGACCCACCUCGUGUGCCCGAAGCCCCUUCCCUUUCAAACACCUGCCACGCAAUUAUAUCCCAUGAAAGCGUGCCGCGAAAUGAGCUUAAGUCUUGAUGAAAGUCUAUGAGGAGGUAAAUAAGCUCUCGUUUCAAAACAAUCUUUAAAAAACGUUUGAAUGGAUAAAAAAACAGAUAUUUCAUUCGGCUUUCGUAUGAUGUGCAGAAUUGUGCUGAUCACGAAGGCUGUUAUAAGCCGAGGUGGAUAGCGUUCUCCUCGAUCUGCAUAAUUCUUCAAAUCAGACGAAAGCGUCGUUCACUAAACAAUUGUUAAAUAUUGAUUUUUGAUUUUUGCUGCAUGUGCAGACGGUACUGUUCAACUUACAACUAGGCUCUCAUUAUUAAUAAAAAUGCUCCUUUGUGGUGCCACCUAACAUGAUAAUAAAUUUAUCACUUCUGUUUUACAGACGCUUCUUUUAAGCAAGGAUUCCUUGUUAAGGUUCUCAACUGGUCACGUGAUUGAUCUUGUAUCCAACGAUGUUCAGCGACUUGAGGCAGAUACGGUCAGGUUGUUUCUCGUUAUGCCUUUUUCUAUUCUUCAGCUUGUGGUGAUCUCCUACUUACUCGUCCAUUUUAUUGGCUGGCAGACCUCAAUGGGAAUCACUUUUCUGUGUUUACUCCUGCCAUAUCUCGGUGGACUCUCAUCUGCUGGUGCCACAAUACGCUCUCGCACAGCUGCAGUUUCUGAUCGUCGCAUUUCGUUGAUCAACCAAGUUAUUUCUGGGAUUCGCGCCAUCAAGUCAUAUGCAUGGGAAAAAGAAUACAAACAAAAGAUAGGAAAUAUACGAAGGUAAGAAAAAAAUAUCUGCUCAGACUACUCAUGAGUUGGUGAACAAUUAGAAUAUCAUUCAUUUAGUAAUUCAGUCUGCAAUUGGUCAUUGCUAAUAAAUGAAAAUGUAGCUUGAAGUCAUAAGUACAACAUUGAAAAUUAAUUUAAACGGAGACCUUCACUAUGAAAGACAUUUGAUUGUUUCAAUAACCCCAAUAAGUACUACGUUACAGCGUAUGAGACAGCUGCAUUUUUAAAUAUCAGAAUUCCUGGAAAAUUGUGAGCCCUAAUGCUCAAUUGAUUUAUAAUCACUGCUUAUUCCAGCUAAGCUUAGCAUAAAUACAGUUAUCAGUAAUACCAUAGAGUAAAUCUCUAAAACGUUUUGACAUUUUAUGCAGUCCGUGAAAGAGCCAGCAUUGGAGCCGUGCAAUGUCGUUCUUAACUUAUUUUUCGGCCGUAAAACGUUGCUUCUUUUAGUCAGUGCACACAUACAUUUUUAUGUUUCAGAAACGAAAUAAGCUUCAUUCUGAAGAAGAGUGCCGUUUUAUCAGCCAUUGCUGCAUUGGAGUAUACUUCGACACCAAUGGCGACCAUGCUGACAAUCAUCACACUUUCACUGACUGGUCAUCCCCUGACACCAGCAAACGUAUUCAUUUUGCUUUCCUUUAUCAAUUUACUACGUCAGAACUUCUGUAUAAACGUGGCCUAUGGUUUGCUUCAGUCAUAUGAUGCUUACGUUUCCCUAAGAAGAAUUCAAGACUUUCUUCUUUUAGACAAUUUAACUUCAACUACCAUUACGAGAAAACGCCUAGAAGAUAACGAAAAUUGGCAAGGUCCUCACAAGUCAGCAAAAUUAGAACAAGAUAUUGUCUUACUUGUGGAGAGUUCCAUGCUACAGGAGAAAGAUAAAGAUGACGGAUUUGGUUCACAAAACGUAGCUACUAAGAAAGGGAGUUUGAUAGUCAUUACCGGGCCAGUAGGGAGCGGAAAAUCAACCCUUCUCUCAACUAUCGCUGGCGAAGGAACAACCAAAAAUAUAAGCAUUACCUGCAGAGGAUCAACUAUCUAUGUGCCACAGAUACCGUGGUUAUUCUCUGGAACUGUAAGAGAUAACAUUUUGUUUGGCGAGCCCUAUGAAGAAUCCAAGUACGCAAGAAUCAUUGAAGCUUGUGCUUUGGCAGAUGACAUCCAGCAGUUUCCCGAAGGUGACAAAGCAGUUGUUGGAGAGCGUGGUGCGGCUCUCAGUGGAGGCCAGCGGGCAAGAGUAAGCUUAGCACGCGCAGUCUACGCCGAUGCAGACCUGUACUUGUUAGAUGACCCCCUUAGUGCGUUGGAUUCUAAGGUUGGACUGCACAUCUUUACGAAAUGCAUCAAAGGCCUAUUAGGACAAAAAACCAGAUUGAUUGCUUCCCAUCACCAACAACUUAUGAGGGAAGCUGAUGAAGUAAUUGUAUUAUUUAAAGGCGAAAUCUUAGAUAAGGGACGUUUUGAUGACCUGAAAGCAAAGGGUCUUUUAAAUACGACUGCUGAUCCACCGUAUAAGAAAGCUACGGACUCAGAUGAGAGCUUUGGUGAGCAAGGAGAAGAAAAAGAUGAGAUUUCUGACACAUCAAAUACAAAAUACCUCAACACCUAUGAAUGUAAGACUCUUCGCUUAUCAGAAGAAGUUCGAGCGAUCGGAGUGGUGUCUACAAGACUGUACUGGAACUUCUUCAGAAGCGGAGCCCCUUUACAAGUGAUCAUUGCAGGAAUUUGCUUCUGCCUUAUUGCUCAAGGUAAUCAAAGGAUUUUGCGACCAAGUUUUAAAACAAUGACAGCAUUUGAACUUUCAAGAACAAACUCCAACAAAAUCCGUGGAAGAUUUAUUUUAGAGAAACCAUUUUCCAAGCCUUUAAAGAGGCUAUGUCACAAGGAUAUUGCUGUUUAAGUCAAUUCUGCGCCGAAGUCAUUGCAUAGUGCCUUUAUGUAUACACAAAUUCUUCUGUAGAGUUAUGAAGAAGAUAUCAAACAAAUUUCUUCAGGGAGCACAAACCAUAACAUUUUUUCUGGUAAUUUUUACAUUUUGUACGCAUAGCAUCAAAACUUGAAACGGAUGGCCCAAAUUUUUCAAGUUUCGAUUCAUGUCCAUCCCGGCUUGCCAUCCGUUGGUAGCAUUUCACGACAGAAAACGGUUUCAACGCCUACAUAAAUAUAGUCUUAAUAACACAACUCUACCAUUAUUUUUGGAAUUCGAUGCGACGAAAUGUACUAGCUUUUGAAAACAUAGCAAAUGGCGUGACAUAGCCUAUUGAAAUAUACCCAAAAAUUAAAUCAGGAACGAGGGUAGUAUGCACAUUCUUUGAUUAAGACGUGAUCUCAGUUAAGGCAGGGGUAGAUCCAGAUAUGAUUGGGUUCAUGGGGGUCUCAACCCCACUAAAUACAACCAGAGGCCAAAAUAGAUGAAAAUACACGUAACCCAUUAGAAAUUUAUUUGCAGUUAAUAUGAGGAUGAUUUAAUUUCAACAACGUACUUGCUAUUUUUUAGCAAUGCUUGUGUCUCCUGACGUGUGGCUGUCGUUGUUGACAAGGAAACAAUCAGAGUAUAAACGAAACAAGAAGAACUUAACCAUCUAUGGUCUUCUCGUGGGUGCCGCAUUCAUAUUUCUCGUCAUUCGAGCGUUUGGCUUCUAUCUGGUAUUUGUAAGAUGUUCUGAGCGUCUUCAUGAUAGAAUGGUCGAGGCUGUUCUACAUGCACCAGUCUUUUUCUUUGAUUCAAAUCCCGUGGGAAGAAUUAUGAAUAGGUUUUCCAAAGACGUAGGCAGCAUGGACGAAGUACUGCCUAAAACAUUUUUGCGGUCAAUUCAGCUCAUCUUACUACUGCUGAUGACCAUUCUCGUGCCGACAGUCACAAACCCUUGGAUUUUGCUUGUUUUUACGCCAAUAGCUGUACUGGCGGGACUGUGGUCAAGAUAUUACCUUAAGACAUCUAGGGAGCUGCAAAGAUUGGAGUCUAUCUGUCGCAGUCCUGUAUAUUCUCAUAUUUCGGAAACGCUGGAUGGACUGGAUACAAUAAGAACAAGGAAUAAAGAAGGGGAUUUCGUCUCUCGCUUUCACAGGUAUCAUGUCACACAUUCGUCGUAUCUUUUAGGUUAAUUUCGCUUUGUUUCUUUUUUAUUAUUUUUAGAGUUUGGCUAUCUAAACAGGUGCAAAAGUGAGCAGGGAAAAACAAUAAUUUAUUAUUAUUUUCUUUUUUAUAACAAGUGAGUUUAUUAAUCCCUUAAAAUGGUUCAAAAUCUUACUUUCCAACGCUAGACUUCCGUCAGCGCUAAACAAGGAAUUGUUGGCUCUCAAAACGAAAAAAAAAAACUAGAAUAAUAGCCUUUGCGCCAAUGUUCACACAAUACAGGAUAGCUUUUGAGCCGGCACGAAAACCAUAGUGGAUAGAGCUUCUCUUCACACAUAAGAACGGUGAUUUCGGCGAUUUCUGUAACGGAGCGAAGCUGUGCCGCACCGAUCUCUAAAAUGGGAAGUCACAUAUCGGAUAGGUGCUCAUACUAUACUAGGAAUUAUUUAUGACUUAUUUGGAAAUGGCGUUGAUCGGUGUUACGUUCUUUUUUCCUUUUCGCAAUUGCUGGUAAUUUUUCCAGCCAAACCGUUCAAUUAAAUUAAGUCCAGAAUCCAGGAUAUGAAAGGAGGAGUGUAUGCAAAGAUCCUCGCCAAGAUUCAGCUCAGUGUAAUUUUUCACAAGCGAGCUAUCAAGUUCGGAGAUAUGUUUUACCAAAAUUUAUAGGGCUUUGUAUGGAGACGGCAUAUUGGUGUCCUUCCUGAUAUGCACCAACAUGGCGGCCGAAAAACAGCAGAAACAUCUGUCACUAAGUUGUACUACGAAAGCGCGUCUCUUAAGGAACUCAUAAACAUUUAAAUUAAUAUGUUUUCUAAUACAAUGACUAUUCAGAUAGCUCAAUCCCCACUGAGUCACGUUUUUAAACUAUAUGACAGCUUUCUCGCCCGCCAUGUAAAUCAUGGUUCACCAAAAGAUUAGAAAUUCAAGCGUACUUUAUCAAAGAGGAAGAGUCUUUUCAAAGUGAAAAUUUGUCUGAAUAUUAGUUUUAAGCUGCUGUAAUACGUCAUGGAAGUAAAAAACUUUUUUCGCGUUUUUCGGGCGAACGAAGCACGAAACGAGCGUGGAGCGGCCAGGCAAGCGCGACGCUUCAGAAGAUGCGAAAAAGCUAUCGCCUUUUCUGCAGGCUAUGGGGAAUCCAAGUUUGCAAGUCACUAACAUCCACGCGCCGAGCGCGCAAACAAUUUAUAAAUCUUGCUUCAAGAAGAAUAAACAUGUUCAGAAGAGUAGGAAUUCUGGAGAAAAAACCGCUUUGAAAAAAAUCCCAGAAACCCUUGGGAGGUUUCUUCUGGCCCCACAACCUAAUCGAACUGUGUCGUAGGUAGAGGCUUUUCUAGCAGUUGUAACUGUAAAAGAAGGUGUAAAAAGUACAUUCCUUGUUGGUUGUAGGUGUCAAGAUGUACAUACAAAAUCGUUUAUCGUGUUACUUGCCAGUGGGCGAUGGCUUGGUGUACGCUUGGACAUUUUUUCUUCUCUGUUGACUGGCGCAGUGGCCCUUGCUGCCGUUUUGGUUUCAGAAGAUCCUGGUAUGUCAUAAGACUACUGCAAAGAUGGUUGAAAGAACGUGUUUAGAAUUGACCUCACUCUUUUAGCCUGAAUUGUGCUAUAAUUUCAUCACUGUCAACACUGUCCUUUUUGCCAUGGCACUGAUCGAUCACUGAUCGAUCACUGAUCUCGUAGUACAUGUGCAUUUAAAACACAGCGUCUCGCCGAGUUGGGUCCUGAUUCAGCAUUCCCACUCUUUUUUAAAGACAAUCUCGCAUCCCGAACUUCUCCGAAUAUCUACCCCGAAUGCCGUUUUCUUUUCCAAUACCGCGAAUCCUGCUUCCACCGUAGCAGUCAAAUCCCUCAUCACAUCAAGAAAUUCUGCUUUUUCCCGAAUCCCCCAAUGUAUUUCAAUCAAAUCACGGAUCCCGAGGAUAUCCUUCCAGACCCUCAGAAAAGACUCAGAGCUUAAGCCUGUAGUGUAGUCUUUUAACGCCUACAUGUAGUUAAAGCAGUUGGUAAGUCAACGGACUGUUCCUAUGUGAGGCUCACGAUUAGGAAUCCAUGAGUUUGGACCACAAACCAUUAAGUUUCAAAAAACACCAAGGAAACCAUGAAAGCCUGCGAAGAUUCCACGUAUGGGUAUAGGUUGCGUAUGGACUCGGUCGCCAAAUAAAUUCCCACACCACAAAACAAAAGUAACCAACAAUGGCUUCCGAAAUUUCCUUUAACUUGAAACCCUCUCCAAUCUCUAUUUUGAAUACUCAAAUUUUGAAUCUGAGUUUGCCCGGGUAGGUUGUUAAGUUUAAGUUUUGUCUGGAUUGAGAAUUUUUUCUUGUAUUCCUUGUAGCCCUCGUUGGACUAUCCCUGGUUUACGUAGUCCAGACCGUGAAUCUGACGCAAUUUGCUGUCCGUCAGUUAACCGAGGUUGAAAAUCUUAUGACAGCAGUUGAAGGAGUUAUCACUUACACUGAACUCGACCCUGAACCUGGUUACAAAGUCAAGCAUCUUCCCCCGGAAAAUUGGCCAGACAAAGGAAGUGUCACAUUUCAAGAUGUUUCCAUGACGUAUCAUCCAGGGGGUCCACAAGUUCUAAGGAAUAUUUCUUUAAGCAUCAAAGCAGGAGCUAAGAUUGGAGUUGUGGGCCGCACGGGGUCAGGGAAAUCUUCCUUCGCGGCGGCACUAAUGCGCAUGCCUGAAGCUGAAGGAGAUAUUUUGAUUGAUGACGUAUUGCUAAGAAAUAUCAAUCUAAAAGAGUCUCGACGAGCAAUAACCGUCCUUGGUCAAAAUCCUGCUCUUUUUAGUGGAUCGUUAAGAAAAAACCUCGACGUAAUAGAACAAUUUCAAGACGCCGAACUAUGGCAGGCUCUGGAGCAAGUGCAAGUAAAAAAUCUUGUGGAGAAUUUGGAGGGUCAGUUGGAUUACGAGUUGUUGGAGAAUGGUGCAAAUUUAAGUAUAGGAGAACGGCAACUAAUCUGCUUGGCUCGCGUGUUGCUGCAUCAAAAGAAAAUCGUCAUCUUGGAUGAGCCCACUGCACACGUGGAUCCAGACACAGAACGAACAAUCUGGAACGUUGUGCAUGAAAAAUUGAGUGACUCGACUGUUAUAACAGUAGCUCAUCGGUUAAAUACCAUCACAAACUGUGACAAGAUCUUAGUUUUGGAUAGUGGGGAAGUUAGUGGGUUUGAUAGCUUCCAGGUUCUAUGUAAUAGACCCGGAAAUAAGUUACACGAAAUGGCUCAAAAGACAGAAGCCCCAAAAUAG